UACCCUCCUCCCCUUCUCCCAAAUUCAAAACCCUAAUUCUCCCUCUCUCUCUCUCCCCAGCAUUGAGAGCCAACAUAGAAGAAAAUAGUAAAGAAAAGCAGAAGGCGCAACACUCUCUCCUGUCCUCUCCUCUCCCAUGGCUUAAAGUCAAAACCCCUUUUCGUCAAAUGAUCUGAAUUUUUUUUUUUUUUUUUUUAAAGUUCACAUUUUUAUUUUUUACCCAAAAUUGUUGACUCUCGUGAUUGGCUUAUUAGUAGCAAUGUCGGAUGACAUGCUCAUCCAUUUCUCCUCCAACUCCUUCAACCAGUCGGACCACUCUCUGCCCACCAAGAUUGCUAAGCUCGAAGCCCGAAUGGUCGGCAAGGCCUCCUCCGCCUCCGCCUCCUCCGCCCUUCCUGCUCUCCAGCAGCAACAGCAGCAGCAGCAGCAGCCGAGAUUCACCACGGCUGACUUGGCCGAGCCUUCAACUUCGAGUGAUUCCGACGACGAUAAUGGAGGGGAGUUUCUGAUACAAGCCAACACUCAGAAGCGCCAGAAACUUCAAGAAGAUGGUAGUUCAACUGUUCUUGAACAUGUUGAGGCAGUGGUUGAUGGGAGGCAGAUGGUUGUAGAAACUGUUGAUACCAAAGCAACUUCUGAUGUAAACAAAAAAAAACAUGGGCGUGGUAGGGGGAAUUCAAUUUCAGGUAGGGUUCGUGGUUCAAGAGUCAGUGAUCAGACAAGAUUAUUAGUUACUCCUUUGACAGUUUCACCUCUCAAUGGUCAGUCUGAGAACCCAUACAAUAAGGAUAGGGAUAGCAGGCCUAAAGAGCAGCUUCGGAAUGACAACUGCUCUUCAUUAGAUGAGGAGAUUGCAUCUUUACGUGCAACAGUUGCUGCGCUAGAGGAGGACUUGCGAAAAUCACGUCAAGAGGCCUCUGAUUAUCAGAAUCUUUGCCGUCAAUCAGAGAAGGAAUUGAAUGAUGUAAAAGAGCUUGAACAAAAAAUGAAGCCAAAGAGAACAAAAGUGAUCUCUGAUCUGCUGAUAUCUGUUUCGAAAGCAGAAAGGCAGGAAGCAAGGUUGAAAGUACGACAGGACUCUUUGAGGCUUGGCAAUGUGGGUGUCAUCAGAGCUGGAACUGUCAUAUCUGAGACAUGGGAAGAUGGGCAAGCCUUGAAAGAUCUCAAUGCUCAUCUUAGACAAUUAUUAGAAACUAAGGAGGCUGUUGAGCGGCAGCGAAAGUCAUUUAAGAAAAAGCAAAGUGAUAAGGGUGAUGGAGUUGAUGCUGAAACUGGAAUGCAAGAAGAACUUCUAGUCCAGGAUGAGAUCUAUAAAUCCCGUCUAGCCAGCAUCAAACGAGAGGAGGAAGUUAUCCUGCGUGAAAGAGACCGAUAUGAACUGGAGAAGGGAAGGCUUAUACGUGAAAUGAAACGCAUACGAGAUGAGGAUGGUUCCCGUUUUAACAAUUUUCAGAUUCUCAACCACAGAUAUGCCCUCUUAAAUCUCCUUGGCAAAGGGGGAUUCAGUGAAGUUUACAAGGCAUUUGACUUGGUAGGGCAUAGAUACGUUGCAUGUAAACUUCAUGGUUUAAAUGCUCAGUGGAGUGAAGAGAAGAAGCAAAGUUACAUACGACAUGCAAUCCGGGAGUACAAUAUACACAAGACUUUGGUGCAUCAUCACAUUGUUCGACUUUGGGACAUUUUUGAGAUUGAUCAAAAUACAUUCUGCACUGUCUUAGAGUAUUGCAGUGGGAAAGAUCUUGAUGCUGUCCUUAAAGCAACACCUGUGUUACCCGAGAGGGAAGCUAGGAUCAUUAUCUUUCAGAUAUUUCAAGGUCUUAUAUACUUGAACAAAAGAACACAGAAGAUUAUACAUUAUGAUUUGAAGCCUGGAAAUGUUCUAUUUGACGAACUCGGGGUUGCAAAAGUGACCGACUUUGGUCUUAGCAAGAUAGUGGAGGAUGAUGUUGGAUCCCAGGGUAUGGAACUAACAUCCCAGGGUGCUGGGACUUAUUGGUAUUUACCUCCUGAAUGCUUCGAGCUCAGCAAGACACCUCUUAUAUCAUCGAAGGUUGACGUCUGGUCAGCAGGUAUCCUUUUAUACCAAAUGCUAUUUGGAAGACGCCCUUUUGGGCAUGAUCAGACCCAGGAACGAAUACUACGGGAGGACACAAUUAUUAAAGCUCGAAAAGUUGAAUUUCCAUCCAGACCUGCCGUCUCAAAUGAAGCAAAGGAAUUUAUUCGCCGCUGUCUAACAUAUAAUCAAGCAGAGAGGCCAGAUGUUAUAGGGAUUGCUCAAGAUCCAUUUCUCACAUACUCAAAGAAGUAAAUCUUUACAGCUAAGAAGACCCGAGAACUGUGCGCCGCAGGAUUUUGUUUGUUUUCCUGCAAUACCCACAAGGAAUUUUGUACAGCUUGUAAAGAUUUAUUACUCAUUGUUGAUGUGGUGUACUUCCCUACGGGUGAAGGCUGUAGAUUUGGUUAUUCAGCAGCCUAGGUAUGCUUCUGAGUUAUUCUUUUUUCGAUCAUGCGUUGGCACUCUCGUUUUGGGAAGAAAAAUAGUGUAAAGAGUAGGGUUUACAUGAAAGCAUUUUGAAGCUUCGCUUUGGUAAUCUUGUACGAAUGGCGGGGAUAAAUUUUUUGUUGUCCCCUAUGAUGCAAUGCAACUUUGAUCUCUGUAUAAUGUACUCUUGUUUUUGGGACAGACUGAAAUGUAGUUAGAAAGUUGAAUU
Molecule: messenger RNA, 2711 nt
Organism: Pyrus x bretschneideri (Chinese white pear)
Lineage: Eukaryota; Viridiplantae; Streptophyta; Magnoliopsida; Rosales; Rosaceae
Product: serine/threonine-protein kinase TOUSLED
Exons: 16
Coding region: 260-2308 (682 amino acids)
Biological process (GO): intracellular signal transduction; peptidyl-serine phosphorylation; chromosome segregation
Cellular component (GO): nucleus
Molecular function (GO): ATP binding; protein serine/threonine kinase activity
Source: RefSeq, a predicted model, not a curated record